AUGAGUUGCCCCAAGCGUAGGGCAGAGACCGGUGUAGCACAAUAUCCGGUGAAUAACGGCAUCUCUAAUCUUAGUUUCAUAUUGAACUACCAGCUAGCACUAGUGGAAGAUUUCUUGGUACCCAAUCACGUUUUCGAGUUAAAUUUCCGAACGGCCUGGGGUUCUACUGAAGCGACUGAAUGGAAUGAUUCUGGGGUUAAACCCACAACCGAACACCGCAGCUCGCUAUUACAGGUCACCGACAUCAUCCCCGCGGAUCUUGACGAGAAGAAUCUGUGGCCGAAACACAGGUUUUACGUCAAGGUUUCGGAUUCUUCCCACUCAAUCUACGUCAGUCUGCCCUUUGAACAAGAUGACCUUGUUUUGAGCAACAAAAUGCAGCUGGGUCAGUACAUCUGCGUGGACAAGUUGGAACCCGGGUCGCCUGUUCCGGUGGUUAAGGGCGCCAAGCCGCUUCCCGGCCGCCACCCGCUGGUGGGCACGCCGGAGCCGUUGAUGGGUUUGAGAGAGAGAGGAGAGAGAAGUGAGCAGAAACCCAUUUCAUAUAACUCCGCUCCAAGAAGAGGGUCAUGGGGAACAGGGCAGGUUGGAACAGGGGACUCUGUUUCCUCUGUUUCUGUUCUUGUUUCUAAUUCCUCACCUUCGAGCUUAAAGCCUGUUCCUUUGGACUUUGAUCAGUGCAGUAUACCGAUAAAAGAGAGAACUAAUUCGGGGAGAUUCGGCGGUAUUUUUCCAGGUUCGCCGAUGAUAAGUGGCAGGGCUGUGAAAGACGGAAGCUCAAGUGGUGGUGGGUCUGUUAUUAGGUCUUCAUUUGGAGGAGGGCUUUUGUCUAAAAUGGUGGAUUCGAAGGGGGAUUCGACCAGUCUUGCUUUGGUUAGGAAAAGCUGUGUGACUCCGUCUGUGUCGAAGUUUCCGAGGAGCAAGAGUGUUCGCAAUAGAGAGCCGAGGAUCCCUAGGAGUCCCUACAACACAGCUGUAGGUGCAUUUUGCCUCUUUGCCAUUCCAUUUUUGAAAAUUUCUUUCUUGAUAGAAGUUUUGAAGAGCCUUUUCUCUUUCGUUUGUUCUAUUUCAGGAGAAGAAAAGUGACUCCACCGCCGAGCUUGCGCAAUGCGAGAGCGGCAGCUUCUCUGAAAAUGGGGGCUGGGGAUGCACAGAAUUCAGCAAACUCAAGGGUGGUGGUGGUUUCGCAACCGGAGUCUCAGUCCGAUAGCGACAACAAAAGACUGGCAAUGAAUUUGCCUGGAAAGCUAAGCAUGUUGGGAAAGGAAGCAAUGCAGCAGAGAGAAACAGCACAAAAGGUUGCCCUUCAAGCACUAAGAGAUGCUUCAGCCACCGAAAAUCUAGUCCAGUCCCUCAAGAUGUUUUCAAACUUAAGCAAAACUGCGAAAUCAGAUGCACCGGCAGCCUGUUUCGAUCAGUUCCUGGAUUUCCAUACCCAAAUUGUGCAAGCAGUAGCUGAAAUGGUGUCCAUUCAAGCAGCAACAGCAAUUGAAAUGGCCCAAACCCCGAACACAAAACAACCUGAAGAAGACUCCUCCAUCUUAAAUGAACUCCCUCACAACUCCUUGGACCCGAAAGCAUCAUCCAAAAGAAGAAAUGUACUCUACAA
Messenger RNA from Rhododendron vialii, 1609 nucleotides. RefSeq lists its product as uncharacterized. The record is from RefSeq and is a predicted model, not a curated record. The transcript has 5 exons. The coding region runs from base 1 to 1086 and encodes 361 amino acids. Lineage: Eukaryota; Viridiplantae; Streptophyta; Magnoliopsida; Ericales; Ericaceae.